Bombina bombina (fire-bellied toad) is the source of this 3294-nucleotide messenger RNA. It is a transcript of the gene CNTN5, whose product is annotated as contactin 5. Gene Ontology annotation, biological process: brain development; cell-cell adhesion. Bases 1 to 3294 code for a protein of 1097 amino acids. Lineage: Eukaryota; Metazoa; Chordata; Amphibia; Anura; Bombinatoridae. Gene Ontology annotation, molecular function: cell-cell adhesion mediator activity. The transcript is spliced from 22 exons. The record is from RefSeq and is a predicted model, not a curated record.
AUGUGUUGUUUACUCAUGUUUUUAUCUUAUUAUGUUUUAGAUCCUACGACAGCUGUUCCUGGCCAGCAAACGUCAUAUGCUGCAAUCUUAAGGAUAAAAUCAGCAGGUUCAUCUUCUACUUUGUUUAACACUAAGAACAGACCAAGAUACGGUAGCUCAUCUUUAGAAACCUUUGAUCACUCCUCACGAUCCUGGCGGGACAGAGCAAAAUAUCACAGUCUGCCAACAAAUCUCUACCAUUUUUCUGAAGCCUUCCGACAAAAUGAUGAGAGUGUGGAUUAUGGGCCAGUAUUUGUCCAAGAACCAGAAAAUGUAAUAUUUCCCAUGGACUCUGAUGAAAAGAAAGUGGCUCUUAACUGUGAGGCAAGAGGAGCACCUGCUCCAAGUUAUAGAUGGCUUCGAAAUGGAACAGAAAUAGACUUGGAAAGUGAUUAUCGCUACAGUUUAAUAGAUGGAAAUUUUAUUAUUACCAGUCCAAAUGAGAUGAAGGAUUCUGGUCAAUAUCAGUGCUUAGCAGCCAACUCCUUUGGCAGUAUCCUUAGUAGAGAGGCGACACUUCAAUUUGCCUAUCUCGGAAAUUUUAGCGGUCGAGUAAGAAGCGCAGUUUCAGUGAGAGAAGGCCAGGGGGUUGUACUCAUGUGCUCUCCACCACAUCACUCCCCAGAGAUUGUCUACAGCUGGGUUUUUAAUGAGUUCCCCUCUUUUGUGGCUGAAGAUAGCCGACGUUUCAUCUCCCAGGAGACGGGGAAUCUUUAUAUCUCCAAAGCACAGGCUUCUGAUGUUGGCAGCUAUAUUUGUCUUGUAAAAAAUCACUUGACUAACACGAGAGUCAUGAGUCCUCCUACACCACUAACACUAAGAAACGACGGUGUGAUGGGAGAAUAUGAACCAAAAAUUGAGGUCCAUUUUGCAUAUACAUUUACGGCUGCCAAGGGAACAGCUGUUAAAAUGGAGUGUUUUGCACUUGGCAACCCUGUUCCUACAAUUUCAUGGAGGAAAGUAAGCGGUUAUAUUCCAAGUAAAGCUCGUUUAAGGAAAUCACAAGCAGUUUUAGAAAUUCCAAAUGUGCAGUUAGAAGAUGCUGGGACUUAUGAGUGUAAAGCUGAGAAUAACCGCGGAAAGAACGCAUUCAGAGGUCAACUUCAAGUAUACACACAGCCACAGUGGGUUGAGAAGAUUAAUGACACUCAACUAGACAGUGGAGAUCAGCUACAUUGGGAAUGCAAGGCCACUGGAAAGCCAAGACCAAUAUAUCGUUGGCUGAAGAAUGGCCUUCCCUUGAUGCCACAGAACAGAAUUGAAAUGGUUAACGGCAUGCUAACAAUCCACAAUGUGAACCAAUCAGAUGCUGGAAUGUACCAGUGCUUAGCAGAAAAUAUUUAUGGCAUUAUUUAUGGAAGUGCAGAGCUUAAGGUUUUAGCUUUGGCUCCGACUUUUGAAAUGAACCAGAGGCAAAAAACGAUCAUCAUUACGAAGGGUAAAGAAGUUGUUAUAGAAUGUAAACCACAAGCGUCUCCAAAACCAGUUAUCUCGUGGAUGAAAGGUGACAAAUCGCUAAGACAGAACAAGAGGGUAGCUGUUCUUCCAGAUGGAAGUUUACGGAUCUUAAAUGCUUCUAAGUUAGAUGAAGGAAGAUACUUAUGCCGUGGGGAGAAUGUGUUUGGUUCUGCAGAAACUGUAGCAUCUGUGUUUGUUACAGACCCAACAAGAAUAGAGUUGACUCCAAAAAGAACAGAACUCACAGUUGGGGAGAGCAUUGUACUGAGCUGCAAGGCUGUUCAUGACCCUCUGCUGGACGUAUCAUUUCAUUGGAGCUUAAAUGGACAGCCUGUUGAAUUUGAAAAGGAAGAUGGUCAUUUUGAGAACAUCAGGGCACAAGCAUCAUCAGCAGAUUUAAUGAUUAGAAACAUCCUUCUGAUACAUGCUGGUAGAUAUGGCUGCCGGGUGCAGACCACAGCUGACAGUGUGUCAAAUGAAGCAGAAGUUCUUGUUAGGGGUCCUCCAGGACCCCCUGGGGUUGUAAUUGUAGAGGAAAUUACAGAAAGUACAGCAACUCUGUCCUGGAGUCCCGGAGCUGACAAUCACAGCCCUAUUAUCUAUUACAACCUUCAAGCCCGCAGUCCAUUUUCGCUUGGCUGGCAGACUGUGAAAACAGUUCCUGAAACUAUUAGUGGAGAUAUGGAGUCAGCAAUGGCAGUGGAUCUUAAUCCCUGGGUGGAAUAUGAGUUUAGAGUUGUAGCCACUAACACCAUUGGGACUGGAGAUCCAAGUGUACCAUCCCGGGUCAUCAGAACCAGUGAAGCAGUUCCAAAGACUCCUCCAGCGAAUGUCAGUGGAGGAAGUGGAAGACGCCACGAGUUAGUGAUAACAUGGGAGCCAAUCUCAGAAGAAUAUCAGAAUGGUGAAGGAUUUGGUUACAUAGUAGCUUUCAGACCAAAUGAUACAAGAGGCUGGAAAGAGAAAAUGGUGACGUCUUCAGAUGCCUCGAAGUUUAUAUACAGAGAUGAAAGUACCCCACCCCUUACACCUUUCGAAGUUAAGGUUGGCGUUUACAACAAUAAAGGAGAUGGCCCAUUUAGCCCUAUUGUUGUCAUUUGUUCUGCUGAAGGGGAGCCCAGCAGUUCUCCGGUGGAGGUUGAAGCUGUAGGUGUCUCUGCAUCAGAAAUUCUUGUAAAAUGGAAACCUUUUAAAGAAAAUCUAGGAAAAUCACUGGGAUUUGAGGUUAGUUACUGGAGUGAUAUGGAACAAGAAGAGGCUGCAGAAAAAGUAAAAACGGCAGGAAAUGAGUCGUCCAUCAUCCUGACAGACUUAGAAGGAAAUACAUUAUAUCACAUCACAGUAAGGGCAUACAACAAAGCUGGUUAUGGGCCACCAAGCAAUGCAGUACGUGCAGCAACAAAAAAAUCACCUCCCAGUCAAGCUCCAAGCAUUGUUAUGUGGAUGAGAGAUGGUUCUCAUGUAUCUUUGGGCUGGGAAGAGGUCACGCCAUUAGCGAAUGAAUCAGAAGUCAUGGGAUAUAAGGUCAUGCUGAGACAGGAAGGUCACAGUAACAGUCAAGUCAUUGAAACGCAGAAAACAUCAGCAGUUGUUCUUCUUCCUGAUGUUGGUUUUUAUAUUAUUGAAGUGCGAGCUGUUAGUGAAGGUGGGGAUGGAACUGCCAGCUCCCAGAUCAGAGUUACAUCUUAUUCAGGGGGAAAAAUCACAAGCUCCCAGCCUACAUUACAUAAUAUUUCUACAUCUUCAUCAUCUAUAACAUUAUUAUUGGCACUGGUAGUUCCCACAACGUCAUGGUGA